Molecule: messenger RNA, 1647 nt
Organism: Psylliodes chrysocephalus
Lineage: Eukaryota; Metazoa; Arthropoda; Insecta; Coleoptera; Chrysomelidae
Source: the annotation of a GenBank genome assembly
UUGUGGCCGGAUUAUAACCUCAAAAUUUGACAACCCGUAAGCCGUUGGCCUUUGAAUUUUUGAUUUUAUUAACUAGAAUUAGAAAUGAUGAGAACUCUUCAAGACUUUCAACUACCUAUCGAUGGAGAAAUUUCAUUGUGCCAAAUAAACGGUCGAGUAUUCUCUAGAAAUUAUGAUAUUGCUAAUUUAAAUGCUUUUACAAAUACAUUAGAACACUACCCUAAAAUCCAUAUUACAAGUGAUUUAUUGCAUCCUAUAAGUUCAGGUGAUGAAGGGAAGGCUUUAUUUUUACCAGUCGAUGUAUCUUUUCUAAAACAAUUAACACAAAUAUAUUAUGAACAAGGGUCUAUUGAAGCCUUGCAUACAGCUUCUACACAUAACCAUUUUCUCAUCUCAAAGUCUGCAAAAUUAGCAUUAGGUUUAUUAAAAUAUAUAAGAAAAGUGAGAUUAUUAUUAAAUCCAAACUUGAGAUAUAGUGGUCCUGGUUUAAUUAGCAAUUUUUCACAGUCGAGAAAUUGGUUAAAUACUACAGUAAGAUGUAUUGCUUGGCAUCCUUAUUGUGCAAAAGUAGCUGUAGUGACUUGUGAUGACAGUGUAAGGAUUUUUAAUGGAGAUGUUUGUGUUGUGUCACCAUUGUUGAGGUGUAAACAACAAAAACAUAUUACUUGUGUAGCAUGGAGACCAUUGUCUAAUACUGAGAUUGCUGUAGGCCAUGAAAGUGGGAUAAUUGUAUGGAAUAUUGACCCCAAUUCUUUGGUAGCAAGACCUUCUAUUAGCAAUGCAAUAGUUUUACAAAGAACUGAUCAUAGACCUGUUAUGAGCAUAGCCUGGUCCCCCAAAGGAGAUAAACUAGUAAGUGUAGCAGCUUGCGACAGCACUAUUUACAUAUGGGAUGUUGAAUUGGACAAAACUAGUGUUUUAAAAAGAUCUGGAGGAUCAGGGAAUACCCUUGUUAAGUGGUCACCGACAGGAGAAAAAUUAUUUACAUGUACAAAUAGCCUCGUUUUUAGAGUUUGGGACUGCCGUAACUGGGAAUGCGAGCGUUGGACGGUACUCAGUGGCCGUGUUCAAUCAUCCUGCUGGUCAAAUUGUGGUACUACAUUGCUUUUUACCACAAACAUAGAACCCAUCAUCUAUGGUGUCAUAGUAAAAAAUGAUUUGAUCUUUACAUCAGAUUCUGACAGCUCCUCUAACCAAGCCUUACCCAUGUUUGAUACUUGCAAAGUCGACAUAGAUGGCGUUAUCGUGGGUGGAUUAGUACAGUGCAUGGAAAGCGAUCCAAAAGGAAAACAUUUGGCCGUUAUGUUCCAAGAUACCGACUGCAUAGCUGUGUUUAAUAUUAUAAGGCAACAUGGAUUGCAGUUGAUUGCCAGCUCCUUAAUAACUGGGUUAGCGGAAGAAAAGCCGAGUACAAUAAGUUUUGUAUUAGAUUUUGAAGCAGGGGCUUGUCUAUCAAUUGGAUGGUCCAGUGGGAGAAUCCAAUAUUAUCCAAUUAUUUAUACUGAUUUGUCAUCGAGCUCACCAGAAAAUACUUAUAUUUCUUCAAUGUACAAUUCAUUCAAUUCUCCUGUCUUUUAAACAUUUUAUAAUUUUACAUGUAAAGCAAUUUUUGUAUCAUUGUAAUAGGUAUAAGAAACUCAAUAAAAC